CGUAAGACGUCCGCAAGAACACGAAUGAAAACAAAAACAUAGCAGACGGUGACUGUAAAAUUAAAUUCAGCAUUAUUUGCCUGCUUUCAGUCAGGAUACAACUUCGGCGUGGCACGAUGGAGCCGAUUGCGCGUCAUGUUGAUAGCGAUAGCAAACACGACACGCUAGUGCUGUGAUGACGACGGCUUGUGUAAAAUCCUGCCACAUGAAAUAACGUCGCUUAACUGAGAAAACCAUUCAACUGCUUCCUUUGCAAAGAUGGAAACUGAAGUUUACGGCAGCUUGGCUGCGUUGGGCUGUUUGUGUUUUUUCAUCCACCGGGUCGCGUCGCGAGCACAGCCGACCCUUCAGGCGUCCAACCCAGACUUCCUGCGCUUCCAGCGACUUUUCUUCAUAGUCUACUUCCCAGCCCUUUUCUCUGACUGGUUGCAAGGCCCCUACGUGUACAAGCUGUACAGCUACUAUGGCUUUGCUGAGUCGCAAAUCGCCGUGCUCUAUGUCGUGGGUUUUGCUGCCAGCAUCUUGUUCGGCACCAGCACUGGACCGCUGGCCGACCGGUUCGGCCGCAAACUUAUGUGUGUCUGCUUUGCUGUGCUCUACUCCAUCUGCUGCUUCACCAAGCUCAGCCCAGAAUAUUUUGUCCUGCUCUUCGGGAGGAUCUUGGGCGGAAUUUCCACAUCAAUGCUUUUCUCAAGUUUUGAGGCUUGGUAUGUUUACGAGCACAGAGAGCACCACGGAUUCCCUGUGGAGUGGAUCUCGUCAACGUUCAGCAAAGCCACCUUCUACAACGGCCUCCUGGCCAUAAUAGCAGGCAUCGUGGCCAACUUUGCCGCCGAGACUUUGUCGUGGGGUCCGGUAGCGCCGUUUAUGCUCUCUGUGCCGUGCUUGGUCGUUGCUGGAAUAGGGGCUGGAUACUAUUGGCCAGAAAAUCGGGGCUCGGUGAACCCUGAGCCUGGCCUCUCGUGCAUGAAGGGUCUCAGGUACAUUCUCUCAGACCCAACGACCCUGCAGCUCGGUAUGGUGCAAGCGCUAUUUGAGGCUGUUAUGUACAUUUUUGUAUUUCUUUGGACUCCGAUGCUGGAGCCAGCCAGGCCGCCCCUGGGGCUCGUCUUCUCUUGUUUCAUGGUUGCCAUCAUGAUUGGCUCUUCGAUUUACUCGAUUUGUACUUCAAAGUUGGUGAAAUCGGAGCAGGUGCUGCUGGCUGCGUGCGGACUGGCACUGUGCUGCACGCUGGUGUGCGCCUACUCAUCAGGGGCGCCGAUCAUCUCGCUGGGCGCAUUCAUCCUGCUGGAGGUGUGCGUGGGCAUGUACUACCCUGCGAUCGGGUCGCUGCGUAGCCAGGUGGUGCCGGAGCAGUACCGCGCUAACAUCAUCAACUGGUUCCGCGUGCCCAUGAACCUGAUCACAUGCGGAGGCCUGCUGUGGUUGCACUCUGGCACGGAGAACAACGCCGAGACCAACCGCCACAUGUUCCUCAUGUGCACCGUGGUGCUGGCGGGCGCCACCUACGUGGCCUAUUGUUUCUGCCAACGCUUCAAAUCGACGCCGACAGUGGCCCUGAUCCAGGAAGAACCCCUGCUCAAGAGCUCGGAGGAGCCGUGAACACAUGGCCGGAUUUCCAGAAAGAGAAACUGACAAUGAGUUUGGAGUGUACGUGUGAGUUACUUGUUUCGGCAACGUGAUUAUUUAUAUAAGAGAGACAGAAACUAUUUGCACAAAUUAUUGAUUACAGCAAACCAACAAAGUGAUUUGUUAGAGAAUUUAAACUUGUUGGUUAAAAUAUUAAGAAUGAGGUGGUUGACUUAUAUAUUAUGAGUUUAAUCUGGAUUGACAAAUUCAAAGUAAUCAUGUGAAACAGCCGCUGAAAAUGUGAUAGGCAAACCGACUUAAGGGAGGAAAUAUGCAAGAUUCAGUUUCUUCAUCUGAUUAAAAGAACGUCCCUCCUUCCUACAAAUUAGCACUGCAUUGCUCGCUUUCUGUUUUUCGCUAGCUUUGAAGCAUGUGUUAUUUAUUGUAACAUAAUCAUUAAAAUUUUAUUGAAUAGUUGAA
Messenger RNA from Cloeon dipterum, 2049 nucleotides. RefSeq names its product molybdate-anion transporter-like. The transcript has 6 exons. Bases 259 to 1602 code for a protein of 447 amino acids. The record is from RefSeq and is a predicted model, not a curated record. NCBI's taxonomy places the organism in Eukaryota, Metazoa, Arthropoda, Insecta, Ephemeroptera, Baetidae. Gene Ontology annotation, biological process: molybdate ion transport. Gene Ontology annotation, cellular component: membrane. Gene Ontology annotation, molecular function: molybdate ion transmembrane transporter activity.